ACCUACAGCCGUUCUCUUAAUACAUCCAUGCCUACAGCAGGUGGCAGCAUUUACCGUUUACAUUUGUUGCUAGGCAACCAUAGUAACGAAAAUGACAGAGUUGCACCAGGCAGCUGCAGCGGGGGAUUUUGAUCAAGUUGAGGAGAUUCUGAGGCAAAAUGAAUGCAAUCCCAAUCAGAGAGAUAUCGACUGGAGCUACAAGACACCUCUUCACUGGGCAGCAGCUAAAGGACAUACAGAAACGGUCAGGAUCCUUAUUGAGCAUGGAGCCAGGCCAUGUCUGAGAACAGAGCAUGGAUGGACUCCUGCCCACAGUGCUGCAGAGUCUGGCCGGCUGGCUGUGCUGCGGCUGCUGCACUCCCUCCAUGCACCUAUAGACAAGGAGGACUGCUGUGGAGACAAACCAGUGCGGAUAGCCGAAAUAUAUGGACACCAUGACUGUGUUCGAUUCCUAAAAAAAGCAGAAAUUGAGUGCCAGGCCUACCGCAAGAUGGCAGCCCAGAAAGGGAUUUCAAUGGAUGACACAGACGAGGAGUGGGCAGAACAAGGCAAGGAAAAUGAAGAAAACAGGAUCUCUAGCAACAUUCAGACAUAGGCUUAACUCCCCUUUAUACAACAAAGUAUGUACAAGAGUUGUGCAUAGUGUUUCAGUGCUUUAGCACUCAAAAACGUAUCUAAUAAACAAACAUUCCAUCAUUGUUAAAGUGGACUGUAAUUUCAAUCACAAGUAAUAAACCAAAAUAAACAACAAAAAAGUAGGCACAUCAGUAGAGUUAAUAAAGGGGAACCACACAC
This is a messenger RNA of Sander lucioperca (pikeperch), 795 nucleotides long. RefSeq names its product ankyrin repeat domain-containing protein 66. Gene Ontology annotation, molecular function: protein binding. The record is from RefSeq and is a predicted model, not a curated record. Bases 92 to 595 code for a protein of 167 amino acids. NCBI's taxonomy places the organism in Eukaryota, Metazoa, Chordata, Actinopteri, Perciformes, Percidae. The transcript has 3 exons.